Euleptes europaea (tarantolino) is the source of this 4122-nucleotide messenger RNA. RefSeq names its product zinc finger protein 721-like. Bases 1 to 4047 code for a protein of 1348 amino acids. Lineage: Eukaryota; Metazoa; Chordata; Lepidosauria; Squamata; Sphaerodactylidae. Gene Ontology annotation, molecular function: RNA polymerase II cis-regulatory region sequence-specific DNA binding; DNA-binding transcription factor activity, RNA polymerase II-specific. The transcript has 7 exons. The record is from RefSeq and is a predicted model, not a curated record. Gene Ontology annotation, biological process: regulation of transcription by RNA polymerase II.
AUGGAGACCUUGAGCGUGGAGGUGAACAUGUCCGUAGAGGAGGGGACAAUGAUGGCCACAGAGCUGGAAAAGGAGGCCCAGAAGGCACCUGGCUACAAGUUACGGGCAGGAGUCAAAGCCCAACAGGUGGUCCACACAGGUACUAUUGGAGAGUUACAGAUGGCGAUAAAAAGUGAACCACAGGAACUGCUGCAACAGCGCUGGGAAGCUCAGUGGCAGGAGUUCCUGAGGACGCUGCAAACCCCUGACUUCGGAUGGGGGAAUCCACGGAUGGCAACUGAACCUACGCCAUGGGACGAUGCUAAGGCUUUCCUGGCCUCCUUCGAGCAAGUUGCCUCAGCAUGUCAGUGGCCUCGUGACAAGUGGGUAACCCUCCUCUUGCCGGCCCUCAGUGGGGAAGCUGAGCAGGCCUUCAGCAGCCUCGGCGCCCGAGACAGAGAGGAUUAUGGGAAGGUGAAGGCGGCCAUCUUGCAAAGAGAAGCUGUCGUGAGGGAGAAGCAGCGCCAGCACUUCAGGCAGUUCUGCUACCAGGAAGUGGAGGGGCCGAGAGUGGUGUAUGGAAGACUCCAGCACCUUUGCCAUCAGUGGCUGAAAGCGGAGAGGCACUCCAAGGAGGAGAUCUUGGAGCUGCUGAUCCUGGAGCAGUUCCUGACCGUCCUGCCCCAGGAAAUGCAGAGCUGGGUCCGGGAACGGGGCCCCGAGUCUUGUGUGCAGGCGGUAGUCCUGGCCGAGGAUUACUUGUUGAAGCAGAAUGCCCUGAAACGGGAAGGUCAGGUUUUGUUGUCUUUGGGGAUAGUGGGUGCGGAUUCCUCUGAGACCGACCAGAUUCCGCCACCUGACACCUGGAAAAGUGCACUCGGCAAGGUAGCCAAGCAACGUCAGAAAGGAGAUGGAGUCUCGCUUGGUGACCAGCAGGGAUGUGCAAAUGGGAUGGAGGAUCUCCAUCAGGGAAGUUCUGUGCUGUUGAAAGAGGAGUUGCUGGAAAGAGGCCAUGUCUACCAGUAUUAUGAGGAGAUUCAGCAAAGUUCUGAGAAGGAAGAGGGACAGGAUCCAGAAGAAAACGUGGCUGAAUCCGUUCCUUAUUGGGAAGGUGACUCUGGAGCGCUUGAGGGGUACCAUCUUCAGCCACGGGAGCUACAAGAUCCCUCACUGAGAAGAGGCAAGGCUUCCCGCUGCUAUGAAGAGGAAACACGACACGGGGGACAGCAGGGGCCCAGGUCAGAGAAGAACACGGAGGGAGCUCUUCCCAGCAGGGGAGGUAACGUCCGGUGGGAAGAUGUCAAAGGUCUGCCCCGACUUCACCACUGCCACUGCGGAAGGAGCUUCAAGCAUCGCUGUAACCUCAAGGCACACGAGAGGACCCACACCGGCGAGAAACCACACAAAUGUUCAGACUGUGGGAGGAGCUUCGGCAAGGGUUCAACCCUUCGGGCGCACGUACGGACCCACACGGGCGAGAAACCGUACAUGUGCUCGACGUGCGGGAAGAGGUUCACAACCCGCUCGGGACUCCUGACGCACGAGAGGAUUCACACAGGAGAGAAACCCUACAAGUGCUCAGACUGUGGCCGAAGCUUCAUCCAGAAGUCGUGCCUGCUGGCCCACGAGAUCAGCCACAAGGGAGAGAAGUCGUACACGUGCUCUGACUGUGGGAAGAAUUUCGGGCAUAGCUCGGGGCUUCGGGUGCGGGGGAUUUUAGAGAAGGGUGUGAAUUCCGCUAAGGCAGGACAGGUUCUGUCGGAUCCAGAUGACAAUCCGAGUUUAACAGGUGUUGGGCAGGUGCACCAGAAUCUGAGAAAUAGUCUUCAGGAGGAAGUUACUGAACCUGCAGGACCAAGUGAUGCCUCGGUGGAAAGGAGCAACCUUCCCCGGUCUUGCAAGCAGGCAACAAGGCUCAGGAGUCAGCAAGCCCCAGACAGCGAGGGGGGACAUUUUCCAACGGAGGGUGUGGAUCCAGCACAUCUCUGUAAUUUAGAUAGGGAUGGACCCCGAAACCAUGAUUGUGAGGGACUAGAAACAAGUGCUGAUGAAGAAGGAAACUUCAAACAGAAAUCAGGCCUUCUGAAAUGCCAAAGAACGCACUUGGGAGUGAAACGAUAUAAGUGCUCAGAGUGUGGCAAGAGCUUCAGCCGAAGCACAAACCUCCUAGUACAUGAAAGGACCCACACAGGAGAGAAGCCAUACGAGUGCUCUGACUGUGGGAGAAGCUUUACCCACAGCUCCAAUCUCAGGGCACACGAGAAAAUCCACGCAGGAGACAAACCCUAUGUGUGCGCAGACUGUGGGCUGACCUUCUACCACAGCUCAAGCCUUACAGCGCACGAGAGAAUCCACACCGGGGAGAAUGUGUAUAGGUGCCCACACUGUGAGAAAGUCUUCACUCGUAGCUCUGUCUUUCGGAAACACGUAAGAAUCCACACGGGAGAGAAACCUUUCAAAUGUUCUGACUGUGGGAAAAGCUUCUCGCAGAGGUGCAAUCUGAGUAUACAUGAACAGACCCACACAGGAGAGAAACCCUUUAAGUGUUCUGACUGCUGGAGGAGCUUCAGUCGAAAAUGUGACCUCAUGGCGCACAAGAGACUCCACACGGAGGAAGACCCCUAUAAAUGUUCUCAUUGUGGGAAGACCUUCUCUCAGAAGUCCAACCUUGUGAUACACGAGAGAAUCCACACGGAUGAGAACCCGUAUCCAUGCUCACACUGUGGGAAACGCUUCCGCCAGAAGGGAAACCUCACGAUUCAUGUGCGAAUCCACACAGGAGAGAAACCGUACCAGUGUACAGACUGUGGGAAGAGGUUCAGUCAGAAAGGUUAUGGGUCUUGGAAUGAGGCAGAAGACAUGCUUACACCACAGGAAAGGCCACCGCAUGAGAAAAAGCAAGAGAAGUCAUUAGGAUGUACCAAAGAGAGAAUGACCUUGUUCCCUCAGCCAGGAGAUGAUGUUGAAAGUCAACUUGGAAACUCAGCAGAGAAGAGAUCUGAGAAAUCUUCUUCCUGUCCAGUGGUCUACAAAGACUGCAGUGACUCAGAUGAGCACCAGAGGAUCGGGCAUGGGAUUGAAUGUGGUCAGACCUCUCUCCUCAUUCCAUGUGAUGAAACAAACAUCAUUGACAAACUCCACAAAUGUCUGGAAUGUGGGAAAAGCUUCCAUUAUAGAUCCAACCUUGUUGCUCAUGAGAGGACCCACACGGGAGAAAAACCUUUUCAGUGCGCCCAUUGUGGGAAACGGUUCCGUUUGAGCUCACAUCUCUACAGACAUCAGAAGCUGCACACGGCAGAGCGGCCGUACACGUGUCCGGACUGUGGGAAACUCUUCCGCCACAAAACCAGUUUCGGUGCGCAUCAGAGAACCCACACGGGAGAGAAGCCCUUUGUGUGUUUGGACUGUGGGAAGAGCUUCACUCAUCAGUCAGGCCUCAUUGUCCACAAAAGAACCCACACGGGACAAAAACCAUACUGCUGCACCAAGUGCGGGAAAAGCUUUGUCGAUAGGUCGACUUUAGUGGCCCAUGAGAGAGCGCAUAGGGGAGAGAAGCCGCAUAAGUGUGCCGAGUGUGGGAAGACAUUUAUUCACAGAUCCAGGCUCAUAGUCCAUGAGGAGACCCACACAGGAGAAAAACCCUAUAAAUGUUCAGACUGUGGCAAAAGCUUCAGUUUAAGCUCCGCCCUCCUCACACACCAGCAGAUACAUAUCGGGGAAAAGCCCUACCAGUGCUCAGACUGUGGGAAAAGCUUUGUGCAGAGAGGAAACCUUGUGGCCCACGAGAGAACCCACACAGGAGAGAGACCUUAUAAGUGCCCAGACUGUGGGAAAUGUUUCAUUGUCAGCUCGAGUCUCCGAACGCACCGAAGGACCCACACAGGCGAGAAGCCCUAUGAAUGCUUGGACUGCGGGAAGAGCUUCAGUCAGAGUUCGGUCCUCAUGAGGCACCAGAGGGUCCACACAGGCGAGAAGCCACAUGAGUGCUCAGAUUGUGGGAAACGCUUCUCUCAGCGGUCGAGCCUCAUUUCACAUGCACGAACCCACAUAAGAGAGAUGCCAGACUGACUGUGGGAGGCAGAAUUAAAAGGGACCCAGCAUACUUACUAAAAUUACAUAAGUUGUCAUUAAUUGUUCUGUGUA